This is a messenger RNA of Sarcophilus harrisii (Tasmanian devil), 13633 nucleotides long. RefSeq names its product target of myb1 like 2 membrane trafficking protein (gene TOM1L2). Gene Ontology annotation, cellular component: membrane; endosome. The transcript is spliced from 16 exons. Lineage: Eukaryota; Metazoa; Chordata; Mammalia; Dasyuromorphia; Dasyuridae. The record is from RefSeq and is a predicted model, not a curated record. The coding region runs from base 400 to 1890 and encodes 496 amino acids. Gene Ontology annotation, molecular function: clathrin binding; phosphatidylinositol binding; ubiquitin binding. Gene Ontology annotation, biological process: signal transduction.
GUAGAAGGACGGCAUCUCCGGGGCGGCUUGGUCCGGUCCCAGCCUUGCUUCGUGAGGUGCUCCGUCGGCCUCGGUGGCGUGGGCCUGGAGUGGACAAGGGAACUGUGCCAGGCCUCGGCCGCGUCUUUGAGGGGGUGCCUGGGUCACCUCCCUAGCAUCAACUUCCUCCCCUACCAGCCCGACCAGACCAUCUCACUGGAUGCUUCCCCACAGGGUGGCUGCUCAGCGUGGGACCCUGCUCAGUCCCGUCCGAGCAGUAGAGUGUGGGGUGGCCUGGGCAAGGUUCCCUGAGCAGUGCCAAUUACAUGGUGCCCACCUGAGCCAUCCUUGUGGUGCCUCCGUGUACGAGAUAAAAAGGCUACAGAUGGAUCCCUACAGAGUGAGGACUGGACAUUGAAUAUGGAGAUCUGUGAUAUCAUAAAUGAAACAGAAGAAGGUCCCAAAGAUGCCAUACGGGCCCUGAAGAAGAGGCUCAAUGGAAACAGAAACUACAGGGAAGUGAUGUUGGCAUUAACAGUGCUGGAGACAUGUGUCAAGAACUGUGGCCAUCGAUUUCACAUCCUUGUGGCAAAUCGCGAUUUCAUAGAUGGUGUUCUAGUGAAAAUCAUCUCCCCUAAGAACAAUCCUCCUACUAUCGUCCAGGACAAAGUACUGGCUUUGAUUCAGGCUUGGGCUGAUGCAUUUCGGAGUAGUCCUGAUCUCACUGGAGUGGUACAUAUUUAUGAAGAACUAAAAAGAAAAGGGAUCGAAUUUCCCAUGGCAGACUUAGAUGCCCUGUCUCCAAUACAUACACCACAGCGGAGUAUCCCUGAAGUGGAUCCAGCAGCGACUAUGCAUAAGUCUCAAUCGCAGCAAAGAAUGAGCUCCGCAUCCUCUUCUGCACCUUCUCCUACACCAUAUGCAGCUCCUCAGGCCCCAUCUUUGAAUGUGACUGGGCCUAUCACCGCAAACUCAGAACAGAUUGCCAGGCUGAGGAGUGAGCUUGAUGUUGUCCGAGGAAACACAAAAGUCAUGUCUGAGAUGUUAACAGAAAUGGUUCCUGGUCAAGAAGACUCUUCCGACCUUGAGCUGCUACAGGAAUUGAACAGGACCUGUAGAGCUAUGCAGCAGAGAAUUGUGGAACUCAUCUCCAGAGUUUCUAAUGAAGAGGUCACCGAGGAAUUGCUACAUGUGAACGAUGACUUAAAUAAUGUCUUCCUCAGAUAUGAGAGGUUCGAACGGUACAGGUCAGGUCGUUCUGCUCAAAAUACCAGUAAUGGAGUCCUCAAUGAAGUAACUGAAGAUAAUUUAAUAGAUCUUGGUCCUGGUUCUCCGGCUGUCGUGAGUCCAAUGGUGGGUAAUACAGCACCACCAUCUUCUCUUUCCUCACAACUAGCCGGCCUUGACUUGGGAACAGAAAGUGUCAGUGGCACUCUCAGCUCUCUCCAGCAUUGUAACCCCCAGGAUGACUUUGAUAUGUUUGCCCAGACGAGAGGAAACUCCUUGGCUGAACAGCGUAAGACAGUUACUUAUGAGGAUCCUCAAGCUGUGGGAGGACUGGCCUCUGCAUUAGAUGUUCGAAAACAGAACACUGGAGUGAGGAGAGGUAAAAGUGGGAACUCCGACAUGGAGCCUAUAGACAAGUGGCUAAUUACACAAGGAAUGAUCCCUGUUGCGCAGUCCUCUGUCAUGGAUGACAUUGAGGUGUGGCUCAGUACGGACCUGAAAGGUGAUGAGCCGGAGGAAGGAGUCACCAGCGAAGAGUUUGACAAAUUUCUUGAGGAAAGAGCCAAAGCUGCUGAAAUGGUCCCCAAUCUACCUUCCCCACCUGUGGAAGCACCGACAUUACCCAUAAACACAUCUGGAAGAAAAAAGCCAGAGCAUUCUGAAGAUGCCCUCUUCGCCCUGUGAUACAUUUUCUUGGUCUCCUUCCUUGUGCUGUGCAGAAGAACACUACUGUCUGGUCAUACCGUACUCUCCUCAGUUACGGAGAAUGCUCACCCCUCAUCAUCCCUCCUGUAUCUAUUACACUUUCCUACUCCCCAGUCAGUCAUACCAUUCUUACUAAAAAUGAAACUUCACCCAUCUCUCCUUUCAAACCUUUUUUUAUUUCUUCUAAAUCUCCCACCUUUCAAUACUACUUUAACCAUCUUUUUCCUUUCUAGGCUGUGUGAAAUUGGCUGCUGCUACUGAAACCCACCUCUCCCUUCCCUGCUCCCACCCACCUCCCUAGUUCCUCCUGAAAAACAUAAGUGCAUGAGCUCAUUUUUCUUAUAUUGGAAACCAAGUAGACUAGCAUAGAAAGCUGCUGCCCAGCCUUGAGGUGAUUUUUCAAGAUGGUUUCCUAUUUCCCUUGCCUUGUAGCCAAAUAUUUAGCAGGAAACAAUGGAGGAUGCUUGGGGUCAGGAUGGAUUAAAGUAAAGGAACAUCUUACUCUUGAUGUUUCCUAUUAUAGGUCCAAAUCAUAUCACACUCCUGCUCUAGAAUUCUGCUUUCCACCUUCUUUUACUUCUCUGUCCCCUGGACUUCUGAAUGGAGAGUCUAGGUGAGGAGUUCAGAAGGUAUGUCAAGUCUCAUGAGGUUUUCUAUUCUUUCGUCUCUUCCUUUCACUGUGACUUUUUUCAAUUUGGCUUCAGGAGGCUAAAUGGUGGUCUGAUGACUUCCCUCCUUUGUUUGCUCAUCAACAUGCAUUAACUUGAUAUUGUUUAAAAAAACAACAACCUUGGGAUAUUUGGGAUUUCUAGCACUUUAAAAAGUUUUGCAUUAUUUCUCAGUGUUCCAGAGAAUUUUUCCUGUCAGUUUGUUGUAUUAUGUAGGUCCUUUGGGGUCUCUCUUCCAGGCAUACCCGUAGAAGACCUUUUGUUGUAAACUCAUGCCAAUUGUUCCUUAGUGGAUUUGGCUCUACCCACUUAGCUAGAUAGAGCUUGAAUUCUUUGGCAAAGGGUUGGAUUGCCAUCCUAAAGAAAUUGGGGAUUAUAGAAGGUACACCCUCUGAUGGAAUGCAGUUUCUAUAUGGCUCCAGUAAAUCUAGUUAAUGAAGGGAAAGUUAAAGGGAAGGAAGGAGACCAGGGGUUGAGUGUAUCAAUGAAAAUCGGUAUUAAAUCAUACAGAUAUUGGUCACAGCAGUUUGACUCUCUUAUGUAGGGUUAACACUGAUGUUUAAUAAUCUCACAGGAAGACAUUGAGGACAUCCCUCUUUGGUUCUCCCAUCUCCUUAACUCUCAUACUUUAAAAGGAUUUUGCACUAGGAAAAGCUGCUCCCUGACCACUGGGGAAAGUAUUUUGAUGUUUGUUAAUGUAUUGCAUGUGUGACUCUGGAAUAACUAGUUACACAGUGAGCUUUGCACCUCUGCUGCCUACAGGCCACCUUAUCAGAAGGAAUGGCUAUCUAAGCCCUGCUCUGUUAGCUUGUUUGGGUUCCCGACAACUUUAUUAGCUACUGUAACACUAAGGCACUUCUACACUCCUUUGGCCCUUCCCUGACACCUCAAUGAAGGCGUGGGUCUCUUCCAUCAGACAACCUUGAAGUCAGCUUUCUGCACCCUAGCCCCUCGUUUAGGGGGAGUGCUCUCAGUGCUUGCGGUCCACUUCCAUACUUUGACUCCCUGCAGAUGCCUCCAGAUCCGCAGGAUGAUCUUCAAAACUGACUAACAGGCUGCCUGAGGGAAGUGUCCAGCUGUCCAAGGAGGUGUCAGUCACUUUGCCAGGGCUUGCAUCCAUCCAUCAGGGCUUAUUUCAAACUGGAUAUUUGAGGGGUUCUCAUUUAGCUCUUGUCUUUUUCCCCUGCCUUCCUGUCCAGAGCUGCCAGAUGUUAAACCUUGCUACUGCACAGUAACUGGAAGGGAAAACGCUGCUGUAGCCAAGGGAGCUGUUCUUUGACUUCUUUCUUCCCGACAUCGCCUACACUUGGCUCUCAAUAGUUUGCCCCUUGCCAGUACUUGAAGAACUGACUUUCAUCAGCUGGUAUGCAGCUACUUGACAUGAGUUAGUCUGAGUUUGCUUCAUUUAGACCUGUUGAGUCAGAUGCUGCUUUCUGUAAUGGAGAUUCCUAAAGUCUGCAGAGUUCCUCAUGAACAUCUGGGGGCAGAUGUUCAUCUUGGCCCAGAGUACAACCUAAUAUUAAUAGGCUAAAUGCAGCUUCUAUUAUUGUGCAUGUCAUGGCCAGCCUAGGCCUCUCUGUGGCCCAGGGCAAUGGCAUGUAUAAAUUCAAAGGAGUUUCAAUGAGGGAACAUGGGCUUAGAGCCAUCACUGUUGGCUGGCAGAGAGUAGAUUAAUUUUCUUCCUUCAGGAAAGAAAGAAUGUAUUGGAAUCAAGGACUAGAUUUUGCAGAGACAUGACCUGGCAGCUCAGGUUCUGGGUGAGGCUAAAUACCAUUCUUGUGGCUAAGCCAGAAGCCAGAUUUAGCCUUGACUGAUUCUUAUGGUGAAAAACCAGAGACACUAGUUGGACUACAGAUAUCUGUAACCUGAAUAAGUAUGAGUAUUGUUCCUUCAGGCUUUUGAAAGUCAGUGAAUGUGCCUAAACAUUGAGCCUAGGGAACUAACUCUUAGUUUGGACUUGCUGACUAGCAAAAAUUAGCUCAACUUCAAUAAAACCAUACUCAACUAUGAUGACACUUAAAUAUCUUCCUUAUGGAACUUAUCUAGGCAGCUUUAAGUUGCUGUUAAUCUUUUCCUUGGGCUAUACUUUUUUGUUCUCUCUUCUCCUCCCCCCAGAUCCUCUCUGUGGUCUGUCACUUCCAUUUUCACAGCUUCCUCCCUAUCCUAGACAUUCUUCCUGUUUUCUUAUGUUUCCCUCUAUUCAUUCUCACUUCCUCCCACAUUCUUGCCUUCUUUCCUAUUUUCUCUCAUUUUCCCUUUCAUGUGGCUUUUCCAGCCCAUGUCCUGCAAUGUCCUUAGUUCUAAUGUUCUCUUAUCAUUUAAAACCUGGGCGCCUGGGAGAUGGGGGAGUGGCACAGAAUGCUAAAGUCAGGUUUAUGCCAGAGGGGUUCAGUUACUGUUUCUUUCUUUCUCAUUCUCUUCUCCAUUGACUUGAACUCUGAAAUUGAGCUACAAUAACUACCCUCUUAGAGAGACUAGAACUGGCUUAUUUUUUGCCAAACUUGCAAACAUCAUUGGUGAGAUGCCUUAAUAUCUUUUCUUUCCAACCAUAUUAUUAUUAUGCUUUCUCCCUGUGUCACAGGACUGUAAUUUUCCCAGCCUAUGAAGGCUUUCAAGGAAUUCAUCCAGGCAGACAGAUGAUGUUAUCUUUCUAAGAUUCAGCUUCUGGCAUGAAGUAAUUUUAAGGCAUCUCUCAGGCACAACUGGAAGUACAUGGACCCAUCCAAAACAAAGUUAGGUCCGUCCCCUCCCAAACUGUAGAGCAUGAAUGUCCUCUCGUUGUUUGAAACCUCUUAAAUUUCAGCAUCUCCAGGCCCUUGUGGAUCCCCGUCUUUAUAUAGGUUUCUAAGGAGGUUAGUCAAACCCUGAGAAAACCAUGUAGCUCCAAGUCCCUGAGGCCAUUGUUAGAAGCUUCUUCUAGUGCUGACUGCAUGAUAGCACCUUAGCCACAUUGUGGUGUUUUGAAAAGAUGCUGCUUGUGGAGGGAUACCAGUCACAUAAUCUUCUCACCCUCUCCAGCUGCUAACUUGCUAUGGAGACAUGCUUCAUUACAGUCUUUUUCCUUCUCCCACUUUAUAAAAGAGAGUCCUAACAUAUUAGAUCCAAUUUUUUUGUGGAAUAGGAGAGUCCUUCCCCAUUCUUUAGUCUGGCUUUAGCUUCUAUUUUUCACAGAGGGAGAAGUUGUUCCCAGCAGCCUACAUUACAGAAAUAUAUUUGUUUGCUUCAGAAACAUUUUCUGCACUUCUUACCUUAAAUUCUUAUAUUUACCUAUUUUGGCAAAGUAGAAGGAGCAGCUUUGAGAUGCUUCAGUUGAUGAUAGAUGGCGGCAAAAGGGCUUCAUGGUUAUUGAUCUCAGUGAAAGGGAGCAAGGCUGUGGCUGUGUAUCCAGAGAAGAAUUCAACAAUAGAGCUAUUUGUGGCCCUGGGUCCAGGUCAGCCCAGUGGGCUUUGCAGUAAAAAACUAUUAUUCACAUCUUCCAAAAAAAAAAAAUCCCCUCUCCAAUUCUGUAGUGCAUUUUAGGGGUUCAGAGUCAGUCACAUCUCUGGGAGCUGUGUAGUCAGAAAUGGCCCCAGUUUAGUUCUUGCCCAUGUUUCUUUUUUUUUCUUUAAUUAUGUAUCUAUUUAGUGUACUUGGCCUGAAAAGACCUUCCAUCUUCCAGCUAUAGCAAAUAGAUAGAUCUUUCCUAUGAUCCUAAUAACUGUGAUUACAAAAAAAGCUCAGCCCUCCAAUAUUAGCCAGUUCAAAAAGAGAUCUUUAAACAUUGUAAAGGGAAUAAGGGAGCUUUUAUAACUUAUUCCAACAGAAUGGAGAGUUGCAGUAGAUGAAGCACUUCCUGAUUAUCUCAUGCUUAAAUGCAUCAAGUUCUAUAGAAGGACCAACAAGUGGGAUCCACAGGAUGAAUAUGUGUUCUUAAGUCAUUGAUCACAAUCAGAUUGGGGUAAUAAUUUUAAUCAUUUCAAAUGCCUUUUGGAUUCUGAUUUUCCUUGAUACCAUUUAUGACCCAGUAGCUUCAUAAGUCUUGAUGAGAACAUGUAAAUCAUUUAAGAUGUAAAAGAUAAUGCUCCUGAGAAAGGGUUAUAGUACAUUUGAGAUACACUUACAUUCUCAAGUGGAUAUGAAGUUGAAUUGUCCCAAGGAAGGAAUGUGGCUUCUCUUAGAGAGCAAGUGCAGGAAAUUAGUAUGUUAAGGUUUACAAGGCCUAUAAUGUCAUGCCUCCCUAUGGUUCUUUGAACAAAAGAGGUUAUAUUCAAGACUGAAUAAUCAAAUAAACCGAAUAAAGAUGAGACCGAAUAAAAAUUACUGAAUAGAGGUAUUCUAUGUGAUUGGUUCCAGGAGCAAGUUCAUUGAGAAGAUAUUGCUGUUCUGCAUCUCUUUUGAACUUGGUGCUUUUUAAAUGGCUGAUACUGAUGCAGACCAUAAAUGAGAAUCUAAUUUUGAACACAUCAUCAGAAAAGUCAAGCUUCUCAUGAGACAAACAGUGCAUGAAGGUCAUCUAGUUUGCAUGUAAAAGAUGGCCUACUGUCUCCUUUUCAAUGUAUUCAUCAGCAGCUUUGUUAGGUGGGAAUGAUAUUUGAGUUGCUGAGGUUAAAAGACAUGUACCAAUUGAUAAUAUAUUUCUUUGUGCAUACGCUGCAAUCAUCAAAUGAGCCAAGCACAAUCAAUGCUGACCUCAGGUUUGCAAAAAGUAGAAAGAUAUUUUGUACCACUGACGAGUGAGUGCCCAUAUACCAGGGUGAGUGGGUCCAUGAUGUCACCAUGCACUACGAGGAUCAUUGACAACUUCAUCCACUUAAAUCCACUCCCAUUUCUUCUGCUGCCACCUCUAUUACAUCUCCGUAGCCCUCUUGCCUUAUUAUAUCAUUCAUUUUGAAAGUUUCUCUGAGUUUUCCUCCCCUGGACUAAUAGAACUCAAUUCUUCUUCCUCAUUUGAGGAAGAAUCUUCCUUCUUUUGGACACUGUCUAGAUUUACUGACCUGAUUUUGUCUGUAAGAAUUUCCAGUGUUCUCAUGAGAGGUUUAUUUGACACACUGUCUCUGGCCUGUGGAGAAUAUCUGAAGUCACAGUCUUUUUUUUUUUUUUUUUUGAAGCGAAAGUGAACUUUAUUCUUUUUUUUUUUUUUUAAAUAACUUUAUUGCCAGAACCCAUGCCAGGGUAAUUUUUUACAACAUUAUCCCUUGCACUCAUGAAGUCAGUCUUGAAAAACACCCCAGGAAGUGGAGAGGUCUAGUUGGCAACAAUGUUUUGACCUCGCAUUGAGUUGUUCAUUCUGUUGACUAGUUAUUGUGAUUUGGCAUGUCACGUUCUUUUCUCCAUUAUCUGGAAGUUUCUGGGCAUUAAAUCUGAUACCAGAGAUAAGCAUGUCUGUAAGAAAGAGGAGCUGAAGGAGCAGUGGAUGAAAGCCUGGGCACAGUCAAGCUGGAGGUGAUUGUGUGGUAGGCUGAAGGUCAACAUUUUCAUGUGGCACCUAACUAGACACAAAAAAAGACUCAGUCUGGCAUCCUAAUUUUGUUUCAAUAGCCUUAACCUGCUUAUCUAAUAUGUUAAGAGUUUUUAGUGUACUCUAUAGAGUUUGUUUGGUUUUUUUUUAAUCUGGGUGAUCUUACACUCGUUUUCUGUUCUUUUUCCUGGAUUCAGCUCAUCAUCUGCUAAUUUCCUUAAUACACUCUCCAGAGAAGUCCUCUCCACUUUUACCUCUAUCUCCAUUGCCUUCUCACAAACCUAAACUUUUCUUGCAGUGUCUUGACUAGUCUAUUUAGUUCCACUUCCAUGUCAUCUGUUGCCCUCUCUAGCACUUCUUCAUAGAUAGCCCUCUUGCCCUAUUAAAUUGCUCAUUCCGAGUGUCUCUCUGAGUUUUCCUCUCCUGAGCUAAUAAAGCUCAAUUCUUCUCCCUCAUUUGAGGAAAAGGCUUUUUCCCCAUUUUUGACAUUGUCUUUAUUUACCGACCUGAUUUUGUCUGUGAGAAUUUCAAGAGCUCUGGUGAGAAGUUUAUUUGACAUGAUGUCUCUUGCCCAUGAUUUUUAUGUAUGCUAAUCAUACUGAGAGAGUGUGUCCUGUAUCAGGAUCUUCUUUUGGCUUUGGUUUAUGACAUAUCGGCCAGGAAUUACUAAAGGGAACCAAGAAGCUCCUUUUCUUCAAUGUUGGAGUCAGAAGCUAUAGAAAUAUCACCACCUGUCUCUUGGUGCUGGCCUUUUACCUUGCCUGUGACAAGUCCUCCCCUCUCAGAGCACUGGUAUUGUGGCUCACAGAUGUGGGUCAGCAAAGCAAGCAGUCCUGAGGAUGGAACUGAAUUGCAAAGGGGGGUGGGGGAAUCAAAGUAGGAAGAAUCUCUGAAAAUGUUAGAAAUCACAGAUAUAGUAUGUACUUAAUUACACUAAAUUAUUGUUGGAAUUCCUUGUAAGUACUAAUUAUACCUGAUUAUAGGUUAAAAUAUUUAUUUUGUCAAAAUAUUUUCUUUGGGCUAUGUUUAACUUUUUCCCUGCUCAUUGUGUACUGAAGUGUGAAAAUUAAUCAUUUGCCUAACUUUUGGGGGGGGGAGUGCUGGUAGAGAAGGGCAAAAAGUAAGGUUUUACAUGAACCAUCUGUGCAUCUUUGGCAAGCACUUGAGCAUUGCCCUCUCUGAAUACAUUAAGACAUUUAACCAACCAACUGGUUCAAAGAUAAGGAAGUAAGAAAGAGUAAGUAAGAGUGGUACUUUUUGAGAAAAGGCUGGAAAUAUUUCUUUCAGGAGAGGAAAUAUGUCAUUGUCCUGGGCCGAGAAAAUCCUUGUUCCUUCUCUCAAUAUCUUCUCUCUUAACCUAUUUCUCAAACCUUCCAAGUCCCACUGUCACUUUCUGUCUAUCUGCUUAAGCAAGGUAAAGGGUUUCUCUGAAGGCUCACAAUUAAAACUUAGGUAUGGAAGUAGUAGAUUCUUUUCCUUCCACUAGACAAGCCCAAAGUAUUUUCUCCAUUAUGGAAAACCUCACCACAGUCUCUGUGCCACCCUUAUUAUUUAGAGCCUUCUUGAGCAAAGGUAAUCAUUUGCCAAAACAUUAGCUUCUGGGUCGUUCUUUUUGUUGUCCCCUCCCCAAUUCUGUAAGUAGGGUUAUGUUCCUAAGUCUUGGGCCUGAGGAAGAGGGAAUGGAGGUAUGACUCUUGGGCGGUCCUUUUGUUCCUUCUAGGGAAAGGGAAAACCGAUUCAGCCUAAGCAUUCUAUGAGAAGUGCCCUAAAUAAAGCACAGGACAUGAUUUUUCCUGGAAACAUUGAUUCAGCAGACAACUGCUUUUUCUCUUCCUCCUCACUCCUCCCCUAAGAGCAUUCAGAUAACUCUUUGACUGUUGAAGAAAAUCUUUGGGUCAAUAACAGUGAUUCUGUAAGGACCAUAUCAGGCCCAGCAUCUCCCACUGAGAACUGGUUCUUAGGAUGCCCAGCUUCUCUUGCACUAUGAUUAAUACCCUGUCUAGUUUAUUCAUAGUAACUGUUUGGGUGGUAUUGACCCAGAUGAUGAUUUCCCCACUCCCACACUCCUGUCUUGUUUAAGGGGGUGUGUUUUCACCUCCCCAUUUAUACAAAGCAAUAGCACUUCACAUGUGUUCAUCAUAAAACUUCAUUCUGAUCCCACCUGGUUCAUUGCAUCAACAACCCCUUUUUCCUUCUCAAAAAAAAAUCCCUCUUUUUGUAUUUUCUGAUUAUAGCCUGGGCUUCAUGAGUACCUCCUCUUCCUGCUUCUCCUUCCCCUUUCCCCUCACUUCCUCUCCCUUCCCCGCCCUUCCUUGGCCCUUCAGUCUUAGGAACAACAACUCUCCUUCUAUCUGUCAAAGUACAUUGAGCUAUUGUUAACAACACUAUAUAAUAAAUAGCAGUUUUUCUCUGUAUAUUAAAACUAUAGGCUUUCCAGGUGACUACUGGGGGGAGGGGUCAGAAUAUUUAUUUCCUGAAGCUAAUGGUUAAAUUGGGAGGGUUUAAGGGAUGGGGGUUUGAGAUGGGGAAUGUAUCUGUUCAAAAGAAGAAUGGGUCAAAUUCGUUGUCAAAUAGCACAACACGGCCAGUUUUCAUGUUGCUGCUGUGUGUUCCCAUAAACAGAUGAUGUUGGGUGUAACUUGUGUAUGGCUAAUGGUGAUACCAUUGUAUUAAAAUGCUACCAUUUGAUCUUAUUCCAGCUACCAUCUCCCGAGUGUGGGUUUUUGCAUGUGAAAAAUUCCAAUAAAAACAACAACAAAACUUCCUAGUGUAUGAAGCAGGAUGUGGCUAUCUGUGGGAGGAACCUGACCAAUGUAUCCUAUUCCCCAAUCCUCAUCCUCUUUUCUUUUUUCAAAAGUAGCCCUCAAUUAGAGGUUUCAAGCUCCCACUAAACAAAUCAUGAUCUUCCCACUUUCCCUUGCAUAAUAGAUGUUUGGUCAAUCUUUGUUUAAAAAAAAAAAUUAACUCAAGAGUGAAAUAUCUGAUUCGUGCUCCAACACUCAGAGCCUAGGCUCAUAUGAAAUCUUCACGGAUUCGAACUGGCUGUUUGUUAAGCCAUCGAGUUUAUAACAGCUUCCCAGAGGCAAGAGAUAUAUAUGAUCUUAGGCAAAUCAUUUCUCUUCUCUGCUGAAAUGUGAGAGUUGAAGAAAGGUUUCCAAGGUGCUUUUUCAGCUCUAAAAUUCUGAAUUCUGUUGAAGAGCCCAAGAGCUGUGAUUUGGAUAGACUUCUAUAAAUCCCCUAAACUAGUCCCUUAGCUUUUCAAGUUAUAGCUGCUCCUAAAGACUCCAAGAGCUUGAUCUUUGAAAAGAAAUUUCUUUGGAUCCCUAAUCUAGCAUUUAAGCUAUGCUUCAAAGUAACUCCAUAACUAAUCCCCUAAACAACUAACACUCCAUUGCAUCCAAGAAAAACAUCACACCUUUUGUGCCUUGUCUUUGCCAGGGCUAAUAUUCAGAACACAUCCAUGUAAUUGAGCCACUCUCUAAAAACUGGAACUAUCCAAGAUUUGCAAAUUGAGGAAGUUCAACGCCUGAAGAAAGAGCACCAGUAGUCAUAUAAGACCUUCUGUUUUCCAAAAGAUGAAUGGAAUGAAAUCAUUUGAACAGGUUUUGGGGUUUUUGAUGCACUUGACCACGAGUUGGAGGCUAGAACCUCUGAAGUCUUCCAUUCAACCCAACAUUUAUUAACCAACUACUUUGUGAAAAACACAGUGUUAAUUUAACAUUAUAGUUAUUAAAGUGAUGUGCUCAAGGUCCCAUAUCUAGUUAUCAGCACAGCUAGCACCAAAACCUUAGUUGUAUGGGAAUCAAUCUAGGCCUCUGAGGGGAGAAGCCAAAGAAUAUUAGGUAACAGAGAUAACUCAAGUCACAUAGUCAGCAGAGAACUGUGCUAAAUGAAACCUGUGUCCUGAUUCCCAGCCCAGGGUUUCAGUCCUUGCCCGACCUUGCCUCCUGAUAACAACUGGUCAAGGUGCUGUCUCUGCAUCCAACCUCAUUUGCCCUUUAAACUGACUUCUCUGAUUUGCAAGAGCCUUGUUUCAUACAAAGUUUUCUCCCCACCUGAGUUCUGUCCCCUUUGGCAACUGGCAGGGAGGAAACAGGAAUAUAGUUUCACAGCACUAGGUUUUAGUUACCGCUAUCUAUAAUAACCCAUGAGAAAACAAUGAAACUCUAGGAUAUAAGGGCUGCUAGGCUACCUUCUAAAUCUCUCCAGUCUUGGCUACUGAGUCAUGUGAUUUCCCAAGUACUCCUCUCCCCCCGCCUCCCCACAUUCUAUCCUCUUUUUAUCCAAUCUCAAGUUGUUAUAUCUAUAAGAACCUGGGUUUUAGCUGUGGCAGUGGAGGGUGGGAGAGCUUGAAAAUGUUUAGGAAUCAACUUAACCCUCUCAGAACUUUAUCUACAAUGUAGUACAUUAGGCCAUUGGCUCUUCUCAGUCAAGUAGAAAAGGAAGAAAAGGGACACAGGCAAAUAGCUAUAUGUGAAAUUUAUCAUAUAUUUCAAGGGAAAAGAAGAUGUACGCAAUAGCUACAGAUAUUUUGAGUAUCAUGUAUAAUUCUCUUAUACAAUGGAUAUGAAAAUGCCCCUUUUAUUUGGUUUUUGUUAAAUUCAGAUUUUAAAAGGCUUAAAUUUUUUUUUCAAACUUUAGCUUAAGCUAAUCAACCAGUCAAGUCAGACUUGGGUGAUCAUACAGUGCUGAGAUAGAAAAAUAUAAAACAUGGCUGCAGCCAUCAAGGAACUCAAUUAUUCUCAUAAUGUUGGUUCUAUUGCCUGGUUACACUGAGUGCUACUUUACAAGAUGCUGAUUAUAAGGGUAGUUUAAAAGAGGGGAAGAUUAUCAUGGGCUGGAAUUAUAAGAAGGGCUUCAAGAAUUGUUAGCACAGUAUAAUGGAAAGGGUACAAGAUCAGGAGUCAGAGAAACUGGAUUUGAAUCAACUCAAUUGCUUGUGUGACCUUGAACUGAGAGAGAUGAACAGCUUUAAGGUCUCUUUCAAUUCUAAACCCAUGACUGAUUAGAUGGAGUCCUUGAAAAAUGGCUAAGAUGGAACCUGAGGAACCUGAUUUUUAACUUUCUCUGCUAGCUUGGCUUUACCUUGAAGAAUAUAUAGAUAACUAUGCAAAGAAAGUAGUCAAGAGUUGCCAACAAAAUGGGAUCCUGAAGACUUGUGGGAAGUAGGGAAAUAUGGGGAUGUUAACUUCAAUUCUCUGGGUUUUGUUUAAGGCCUCUAUUUCUGUGAAUGUGGUGGGAUAUGGGAGUGAGAGUAAAGUCAGAGUGGGAGCCAGAUAAUAAAAUGUUAGAGCUGGAAGAGAUCUUUGAGAUUAUAGGUCAGCAGUUUUCAGCCAUUUCCAAUUUUAAAAUCCCUUUUGAAAUCUCAAAAAAUUUCACAGACCAAACCAUAUGGUAGCAAUUGUACUUUCAGUAGCUCUUGGUUGAGAAAAGACAUGAUGAUAGGGAAAAAAAAAACACUAUUGUAAAUUCAGUGAUGCACUUAAUUUACAUUUUAUUAAUCACAAUAGCAUCUACAUAUGAGUGUGUGACAAACUAUAGAAAAGGUAUAAUGUUUGCUUAUUUAUUGAGUCAUGUUGCAUAUUUUAUUGGAGCUAAAUAAAAAAUUAAAAUGACA